Messenger RNA from Hymenoscyphus albidus, 5842 nucleotides. Lineage: Eukaryota; Fungi; Ascomycota; Leotiomycetes; Helotiales; Helotiaceae. The record is from the annotation of a GenBank genome assembly.
CUUUGUGAGGGUUGGAACCCAUGAUGGAGGCUCGGGCCAUGCCCUCGCUAAGCACUGACCAAAGUCCCCGCUCAGCAUUGGCCAUUGCUCCACUGCUAAAUUGGUUUCUCCUUUUCUACACUUUUCUACUCUAUUCUUUUGACGUCACGUAUUUGUCAAACAGUUUCUUGGAAGACUCCAGAAACUCUUCCUCUCUCUAUAUAUAGAGGAAGAGAUUGCAUGUAUGUAGUCUUCACGCACUUCUUAAUUGAAUAUUCGAAACCACACCUUUGAGCUAUUCGAGGUCUGGCCUCUCACACUCUUACUCCUUAAACCCCUAACUAUAAUAACAACCCCCCUCCCCUAAAACUCUAAAACAACAACCAAAUAAACACCCUCACCUCAAAAAAUGAAACCCUUAACUCCCUAACCCAAGAAUCCCAUUAAAACCAAAAAACCAAUCCGGUAAUAACUCCUUCUCUAACCCAAGAUAAAACCCUCAAGAGGCCCUCAAGAGGGAUAAGAAGACAAGGAAAGACUAUCCUACUAUACUUACUAUACUUAACUUAAGUCUAUAAAGGAAUGCCUACAAGAAGCAAAAACAAUGGAAUAGAAUAGAGUAUUUGCUAUUUGUUGUUAUUAGAUAGAUAGGUUUAGGAAAUAACUUGGUAUACCGCUUCCCCACGUCCCGUAACGCAGCCCACCGAGUCCCGAUUGAACAUCAAACACCGUAACUCUUCUCGAGUCUCGACGUGAUAUACUAAAUUCAUAUCUUGUUCUAGAAUGUGUGAUUAUCUCUGCCUUUUUCGUUCUUAAGGGGCGGAGAUGAGUUGUGCGGAGGAAGGGUUUUCGAUAAUCCUUUUGCUUGUUUGUAGAUGAAAUGGAGAAGACGACUUUGGAUAGUGAUCGCAAUUAACUUGAAGAACCCAGGAUACAAACUAUACCGUCUCCCUGAUAGUACUACGGGUAGGGGGUAAGAAUGUGCCCAUUGAUUGACUCCAAAGCUUGGGCAUUCCAGCGUGGCAUGCCUUGGAUCGGAAUAUGUUAGUUGCCUGAUUCGUCGUAGCGUACUCAUAGACGCGAUGAAUAAACCUGUUCCACUUUGGUACAGAUUUUCCAUAUAGGUAUAGCUUUCUUCUUUUGCUAGCGCAAUCUCAUAUGCAUGUGUCGAGAUUGUCACUAUUCAUCCUCUCCGGUCUCCGGGGAUAUACUUUGGGAAGAGCUCCUCCAAAUAUCCUCUGCGAUGCUCGGAAACAUCUGUACUUCCAAUAUUGUAGGCUGAUUGUAGGGUUAGCCAUUAACGCCCAUCAAUCCAUCUCAAACUUUGCCGCUCCCUCUUCAGCCCAAGCUUCGAGCACAAAAUCACCAGCUUCCACCAAUCCAAUAGGAGAGCUUUUCACACCCCCAAUAUCAGCUCCUUCCUUUUCCUUGCCCUUCUUUGAUAUCUGCAAGCUCGGUUCGGAGGGUACCCAUGGCUGUGGAUGUCCAAUUGGCGGAUCCGCCUCAUCCCUCAAUUCUAUCGACAGUGUAAACGUACAAUCUUUAGGUAACGGCUUCAUUUUCCCUCCCAGGUAAUCCAGCUUCCGAAUCUUUGCGCGGAGCUGCUCUUCAAUGUCAACGAUGUCCGCCACUCCCGGAGCGUCGCCCUCGAAUUCGGUGAACCUCUCUUUAUGGUCGACGACUGGGAAACGGCUGAUAUCGAAUAGGAAUCGCUCGAGUACUUUGAGGUCGGGAGAGUAUAUUACUACGACCACCCGCUUGACUGCGUUGGCGGAGAUUUGCGGCUCCAGCGCUUUGAUGGAUUCAUUGAUCCAUUCGCACACUUUGGGGUGUCGGUUUUGGUGGACGGGCAGGUUGUAGGCACGAGUUGUGAGAAAUGUGCUGUGGGGAUACAGUUCGCGUAUGUAGAGAAUGGUGUGUAUUGCGACGGUCAGAAAGUCCAUCAAGGUUCUGUGGAGGGCGAGGGUGGUGUUGAGGAUUGGCGGGGCUGGCGGUGGAGGGGCUGCCAUCCUGAACACGGAGGAUUCGUGAUGGCGUCAAUUAGCAAUGCACUUGAGAUGUCAUCUCAGAUGGUCGGUUGGAAAGUCACAAUGUGAUGUGUGAGUGUUAGUUGCAAGGUAGAAUUAGCGCUGCGCGGUGGGAAGGUAGUGUCGUGUAGUGGCAGAUAAAUUUACUGACUAUGAUGUAUUUCCCUCUCACCCAACCGUGUCGCGAGAAGUUGCUGCUGCUUCUCGCUCACGCGUAUUCUCUCCUUAACCCAACAAACGCACCAAUAUUCACCCACAUUAACCAUAGCAAUUUCUAUCGCCUAGGAAGAGACCCUUCCAACCCUCUCCGACAUUAAUAUCCGACCUCAAUUCCCUCCAUCCCUACCUGGAUACACUACCAACCUCCACAUCCAAUUGCAGUGCGAACAACCUCCCAAAGCUACCCCACUCGUGGAGCUGGUCAAGAUGGCACAAACCAUGGAGGACCAACUUCUACAACUCCUGCGCGAUACGCAGUCGGCGUCUGAAGGACCGCGCAAGCAAGCCGAAUUGACUCUACAGCAAGCCCAGAACAAUUCAGCCUUCCCUGGCAGUCUGGCCGCCAUCGCCAGCCAUGUGUCGGUCGCACCAGAAAUCAGGCAGAGCGCCCUGUUGAUAUUGAGAACGUUUGUGGAUAAAAAUUGGAGUGGACACGAUGAGAAGGGCCCAACCAUCCAGAUUGAUGAGACGGUCAAGGAGCAGCUGCGGGUGCGAAUGCUGGAGUUGGCGACAUCUGGAGAUGCCGAUAGAAAGAUCAGAAGUGCGGCAAGGUGGGUGGCUUUUUGAUAGCUCCAACAGGCUGGAGAACUGCGCUAACACAGUGGGCGCUAGCUAUGUCGUCAGUAAAAUCGCCAAUGUCGAUUUUCCUGACCACUGGCCAUCUCUACUUCCAGCAUUACUGCACCUCAUUCCUAAUGCUUCAGAUGCACAAUCACAUGGUGCCCUCAAGGUACUUUCCGGCUUGGUGGAGGAUUCUCUGAGCGAAGACACAUUCUUCACAGUUGCGCGGGAUAUCAAUAAUGUGGCAUAUGAGGUGGCAGUCAAUGUUAAUCGGAAAGCGUCCUUGCGAGCAAUGGCGAUUUCGAUUUUUCGCAGUACAUUUGAUAUCAUGGAUAUGGUCAAGGAUGAGCAUGGACCUGAGGUCAAGGGGUUCGCAGACGAGGUCAUCAAGGCAUGGCUACCCUUUUUCAUGGACGUUUUGAAGAAACCAUUAUCUACAAGACCACCCGAAGAUGACAACAGCGAAGUGGCCUUGGAAUGGAGAGGUCUUGUUCUGAUUAAGCUACAAGUAGUCAAGACUUUGAUGAAGAUCAAGAUGGUUUUCGCACAGAUUCUUCUCCCACAAAGCCCUGCUCUGUUUACUGCCACAUGGGAGGAACUCUCGAUGCUCCAAAGUGCAUACAAGGAUAUGUAUGUGGACGACAACGAGCAAGGACGUCUUGAAGAUGCCGACGGUUUGCCAUACACCCUUGACUUCUUAGUAUUGGAGGAACUCGACUUCUUCUCGUCUUGUUUAAGAGCACCACCCGUCAGAGAAGAGCUUCAAAAGCAAUUGCAAAAUAAUUCCAGUGUUGCGGCCACUCCUUGGGUAAUGGAUGUUAUGAAAUUAGCUGUGGGUUUUGCUCAGAUUUGCAAGGAAGAGGAGGACCUUUGGGAUAUUGAUGUCAACCUCUUCUUGGCGGAAGAAACUUCAGUUACAGCAAACUAUACUGCAAGAACCGCUUGUGGAGACUUGCUUGUCAAGUUGGGCGAGUGGCUCAACUUAGGUGCCAUGGAAGGGUUGCUCGCGUACAGCCAAGCUCUUUUUUCCUCUGAAGCUGCCACGUGGAGAGAUAGGGAGGCUGCAUUGUACCUUCUCACUCAGCUAACCACCGAUUUCCUUGAUCUUAGCAAAGAAAUUUCGCCAGAGAUUGCUCAUGCAUUUUUAGGCCUCAUUGACUAUGCAAUUAACAGACCGGAGGAGCCUUUGUUGAAGGCUCGAGGAUACCUUGUUGCUGCUCUUCUCGUUCAGUAUCUUCCAGAUGUUUCUCUUGGUCUUCUUGACCGCACGAUUGGUGGUGUCAAUGGCGAAGAGGAUGAAGUUGUCAAGGUGUCUUGCAUUAGGGCACUGCGGGGAUUCAUCAAAGCUCACACUGUACCGGCUGACAGACAAGUUCCAAUCAUUACAGCCAUAUCCGAAUUCCUAUAUGCAAAAGAUCUUACCGAUCUCGAGGACUCGGAUGAUCUUCUUGUCACAUUGGUGGAAACCUUACGAGAUGCCAUUAUCUUGGACCCAAGAAUUGCCAUUGCGAGCGAAAGCACAGCAUUGGAUCUUCUUUUCUUACUCGCAAAACAUGGUGCCUCAAAUUUCCAACUGGUCAUGUUAGUCAAUGAGUGCUUCGAAGAUGUGACGGAAUCACUUGCCGUAAGUAAUGAGGGUUAUGUGGCAUUAUGUGCAAAGGUGUUGCCUUCGUUGACGGGAGCAUUUGAUGUCGGUGGUAUGACGGGUGAUAGUCCUUUAAUUGAGGUAAGACUUGCAACACUCUGGGGCAUGACGUUACUGACACUUUAAUAGCUUGCGGCAGAGUUACUUGCUGUACUCACUGAGAAAGGAUCAGAACCCCUUCCACCAACCUUUGUUGCUUCUGUUCUCCCAAAGCUUAAUCGUUUAUUGAUGGCGACUACAGAAGGAGGAAUUUUGAGACCUGGUGUCGAAUCUUUUAAAUUUAUGCUCAUGCAUGAUCACCAACAGGUAUUUGCUUACAAGGAUGAGACAGGACGAUCAGGUCUCGAGUUAUGUUUGGUCAUUAUUGAUAAGUUACUCGGACCUACGAUCGAAGAUAAUGCGGCUUCUGAGGUUGGCGGUCUGGCGGCUGAGCUUGUCGAAAAGGCAGGCCAGGAACGAUUGGGGCCUUACCUGCCACAACUUUUACAAGCCGUUGCAUCAAGACUUGCUACUGCAGAGGCGGCACCAUUCAUUCAGUCAUUGAUUCUAGUAUUCGCCAGAUUAUCGCUACUUGGAGCUCAAGACGUGGUGGAAUUUUUAACGCAGAUUCAGAUUAAUGGUCAAAGUGGCCUUCAGGUGGUUGUAAGCAAAUGGCUCGAGCAUUCGAUAAACUUUGCUGGAUAUGAUGAGAUUAGACAGAAGUACGUAUUGGACUUGCCUGAAUUCGUAAAUUAGUGCUAAUCAUAUACAGUGUCAUCGCUCUGUCGAAAUUGUAUAGUUUGAAUGACCCCAGAGUUGUUCAAACUAUGGUCAAGGGUGAUCUGAUCAUUCCAACUAGUAAUAGGAUUAUGACCAGAUCACAGGCUAAAUUGAGUACGUUUCACUUCAAUGACUCCAACUGUUCUUUGCUAACAAAUCUCCAGAUCCAGAUCAAUUCACAAUCAUCCCCGCGCCCCUCAAAAUCAUCAAAGUCCUCAUCGAAGAACUCCUCUCUGCUUCGGGACAUCAAAACGCCGCCACCGCCGCAGCCGCCGCCGCCGAAUUCGCUGACGAAGAAGGCGAAAACGACGACUGGGAAGACUUACCCAACACUCUCGACCUCGGACUCGGUGCUACCAAGGCGGAUCUCAUGGCCUACGCCAACGAGGGAUCGGCGAAUUUCCUCCGCCAGAAGGACGAUGAGACGCAGCAGUACCUGGUGGAAUUCUUCCUCAAGGCGGGGAGUGAGAAUAUUGCGGGGUUCAAUGAGUUGUAUGGCGCGUUGACGGAUGAGGAGAGGGGGAAGUUGAAUGAGGCUGCUGGACAGAGUCAGGCGCAGGUUCAGCAGCAGCAGGCGCUUCAACAAUGAACGUUGACUUUUGUGAGGGUUGAGGAUUGGAUGGGUUUUUUGGUGAGCCGGGGAGGAUGGGAU